Messenger RNA from Erinaceus europaeus (western European hedgehog), 7413 nucleotides. It is a transcript of the gene ASCC3, whose product is annotated as activating signal cointegrator 1 complex subunit 3. The transcript is spliced from 42 exons. The coding region runs from base 201 to 6776 and encodes 2191 amino acids. Lineage: Eukaryota; Metazoa; Chordata; Mammalia; Eulipotyphla; Erinaceidae. Gene Ontology annotation, molecular function: ATP hydrolysis activity; nucleic acid binding; ATP binding. The record is from RefSeq and is a predicted model, not a curated record.
ACGCGUCGGCGGGCGACGGCUCCGCCCUGUGGCCGCGCGCCGGGAGUGCGGGUGUCCGUCCGCGUCGCGCGCGGUGACUCAGAGCGACGGGAGCCCGGCGUCCACGCGGCGCGGGGAGUCGCCGCAACGCCCGGACGGGCCGGCGGCGCGGGAGCUGGGCAGGUUUCUCAUCAUUGCAUGGAUCACUGACUGGAAAGCAGAUGGCUUUACCCCGCCUCACAGGAGCCUUGCGCUCCUUUUCAAAUGUCAGCAAACAGGAUAAUUAUAAUGAGGAAGUGGCUGACCUACAGGUGAAGCGGUCCAAAUUUUAUGAACAGACUGUAGGCUUGGACCUUCCAUGGAUGAAAAUAGUAGCGUUUCUGAAUGAAAAACUGGAGAAGAAUGAGAUGCAAAGUGUUAAUGAAGACCUGAAAGACAUAUUACAGGCUGCGAAACAAAUAGUUGGAGCGGACAGCGGGAGCGAGGCCAUCGAAAGCGCGGCGGCCUUUCUUUUCAAGACCUUUCACUCAAAGGACUGUGUCGGGCAUCAGGAGACAAAGGCCAUCAGACAGAUGUUUGGCCCUUUUCCCUCAUCUUCUGCCUCCGCAGCUUGUGAUGCUACUCAUCGAAUCGCUUCUCACUUCCAUCCAGACAGUCUCACUGCUCUGGUCCAGACGACCAAAGAGGAAUCUGGUGACGAUAGAGUGUUAUUUGGUAAAAACUUAGUGUUUUCAUUUGACAUGCAUGAUUUGGACCACUUUGACGAAUUGCCAGUAAACGGUGAACCCCAGAAAACGAUAAGCCUAGAUUAUAAGAAGUUUCUGAAUGAACAUUUUCAGGAGCAUUCUACCCCAGAGCUUAAGCCUGUGGAAAAAACAAAUGACUCUUUUCUGUGGUGUGAAGUCGCGAAAUACUUAAAUGCAACGUUAAAUGAAAUGGCUGAAACAACAAGAAUUGAAGACCUUUGCUGUACUUUAUAUGAUAUGCUUGCUUCUGUUAAAAGUGGUGAUGAACUUCAGAAUGAGCUGUUUGAACUGCUGGGACCUGAUGGACUGGAACUCAUUGAGAAGCUUCUUCAAAAUAGAAUAGCAAUUGUGGAUAGGUUUCUUACCUCUUCGAAUGGUCAUAGGUUGCAGGCUCUUCAAGAUAAUUGUAAAAAAAUUUUAGGGGAAAACACUAAGCCUAAUUAUGGCUGCCAAGUCACUAUUCAGUCUGAGCAAGAAAAGCAGUUACUGAAACAGUAUCGCCGCGAGGAAAAACGAAUUGCCAGACGAGAAAGAAAAGCAGGAGAAGAAGAAGUUUCCGGAGAAGGGCUUACGAGCUUUGAUCCCAAGGAACUGCGAAUACAAAGAGAACAGGCACUUCUAAAUGCUAAAAAUGCUCCAAUUCUGAGCAGGCACAGAGACACGGACGUUGAAAAAAUCCGCUAUCCUCAUGUGUAUGACUCCCGGGCGGAAGCCAUGAAGACAUCAGCAUUCAUUGCUGGCGCCAAGAUGAUUUUACCAGAAGGAAUCCAGAGAGAAAACAACAAAAUAUAUGAGGAAGUGAAGAUUCCCUACAGUGAACCAAUGCCAAUCGGCUUUGAGGAGAAGCCUGUUUAUAUCCAAGACUUAGAUGAGAUUGGCCAACUGGCUUUUAAAGGGAUGAGAAGACUCAAUCGCAUCCAGUCCAUUGUAUUUGAGACUGCCUACAACACCAAUGAGAACAUGCUUAUCUGUGCCCCUACGGGGGCUGGGAAGACCAACAUUGCAAUGCUCACCGUUCUGCAUGAAAUUCGCCAACAUUUUCAACAGGGUGUGAUCAAAAAGAAUGAAUUUAAGAUCGUGUAUGUCGCCCCGAUGAAGGCCUUGGCAGCCGAGAUGACAAACCACUUCAGCAAACGCCUGGAGUCACUGGGCAUCGUCGUGAAAGAGUUGACCGGUGACAUGCAGUUGUCGAAAAGUGAGAUUUUACGGACUCAGAUGCUCGUGACCACACCAGAAAAAUGGGAUGUAGUGACAAGAAAGAGUGUUGGAGAUGUGGCUCUUUCUCAGCUUGUGAAGCUCCUCAUUCUUGAUGAAGUCCACUUGCUGCAUGAAGACAGAGGCCCAGUACUUGAGAGCAUAGUGGCGCGGACUUUACGGCAGGUUGAAUCGACACAGAGUAUGAUCCGGAUUCUCGGGCUGUCUGCGACCUUACCCAACUACCUGGACGUCGCCUCGUUCCUGCACGUCAACCCCUCCAUUGGACUAUUCUACUUUGACGGCCGAUUUCGCCCAGUUCCUCUUGGACAAACGUUUGUGGGGGUUAAAUGUACAAAUAAGAUGCAGCAGCUGAACAAUAUGGAUGAAGUGUGCUAUGAAAGUGUUCUGAAGCAAGUGAAGGCUGGACACCAGGUGAUGGUCUUUGUACAUGCUCGAAACGCCACUGUAAGAACAGCCAUGUCUCUGAUCGAAAGAGCGAAGAACAGCGGGCAGAUCUCCUGCUUUUUACCUACACAAGGAGCGGACUAUGGCCACGCAGAAAAACAGGUUCAGAAGUCGAGAAAUAAACAAGUAAGGGAAUUGUUUCCAGAUGGUUUCAGUAUACACCAUGCCGGAAUGCUGCGGCAAGACAGAAACUUGGUUGAAAGCCUGUUUUCUAAUGGGCAUAUCAAAGUCCUUGUCUGCACCGCCACGUUGGCAUGGGGUGUCAAUCUCCCUGCCCACGCUGUCAUCAUUAAGGGGACACAGAUAUAUGCUGCCAAAAGAGGCUCCUUUGUUGACCUUGGAAUCUUAGAUGUCAUGCAGAUAUUUGGUCGAGCGGGAAGGCCACAGUUUGAUGUAUUUGGGGAAGGAAUCAUCAUCACAACACAUGAUAAGCUCAGCCACUACCUGACUUUGCUCACUCAACAAAACCCAAUUGAGAGUCAGUUUCUGGAAAGUCUCGCAGAUAACCUGAAUGCAGAGAUUGCUCUGGGAACAGUUACUAAUGUGGAAGAAGCAGUGAAGUGGAUAAGUUACACUUAUCUUUAUGUGCGGAUGAGAGCAAACCCAUUAGUGUACGGCAUCAGCCACAAGGCUUAUCAGAUGGACCCAACAUUAGCUAAACAUCGAGAACAACUGGUCAUUGAAGUGGGACGGAAGCUUGACAAAGCUCGAAUGAUUCGCUUUGAGGAACGAACUGGGUAUUUUUCCUCGACGGACCUGGGCAGGACCGCCAGCCACUACUAUAUUAAAUACAGCACCAUCGAGACCUUCAAUGAACUCUUUGAUGCUCACAAAACAGAAAGUGAUAUCUUUGCUAUCGUCUCCAAAGCUGAAGAAUUUGAUCAAAUCAAGGUCCGAGAAGAAGAAGUAGAGGAGCUAGACACCUUAUUAAACAAUUUUUGUGAACUCUCAGCUCCUGGAGGUGUAGAGAACAGUUACGGAAAAAUAAAUAUCCUGCUUCAAACUUAUAUUAGCCGAGGAGAGAUGGACAGCUUUUCUCUUAUAUCAGAUUCUGCCUAUGUUGCACAGAACGCUGCUAGAAUCGUCCGUGCUCUUUUUGAAAUUGCUCUGAGGAAACGUUGGCCUGCCAUGACCUACAAGCUCCUGAAUCUUAGUAAAGUCAUCGACAAGAGACUCUGGGGUUGGGCUAGCCCUUUGAGGCAAUUUUCAGUCUUACCACCACACAUUCUAACAAGACUGGAAGAGAAAAACCUUAGUGUGGAUAAGCUUAAAGACAUGAGGAAAGAUGAAAUAGGUCACAUGCUGCAUCAUGUGAAUAUUGGGCUCAAGGUCAAGCAGUGCGUUCAUCAGAUUCCUUCUGUUACAAUGGAAGCAUCCAUUCAGCCCAUCACACGGACUGUCCUCAGAGUGACACUUAACAUCUGUCCUGAUUUCUCUUGGAAUGAUCAGGUCCAUGGGACAGUGGGAGAGCCCUGGUGGAUCUGGGUAGAAGAUCCUACAAAUGACCACAUUUACCAUUCUGAGUACUUUCUUAUUCUCAAGAAACAGGUCGUUAGCAAGGAAGCACAGAUGCUGGUGUUUACCAUCCCCAUCUUUGAGCCUUUGCCUUCCCAGUACUACAUCCGAGCAGUGUCUGAUAGAUGGCUGGGGGCUGAGGCCGUGUGCAUCAUCAACUUCCAGCAUCUGAUUCUGCCAGAGAGACAUCCUCCACACACAGAAUUGCUGGAUCUUCAGCCCUUGCCGGUCUCGGCUUUGGGAUGUGAUGCAUACGAAGCCCUGUAUAAUUUCAGUCACUUCAACCCUGUGCAGACACAGAUAUUCCACACGCUGUACCACACAGACUGUAACGUCCUGCUCGGAGCACCCACUGGAUCAGGAAAAACAGUUGCUGCUGAACUGGCUAUCUUCAGAGUCUUUAACAAGUACCCUACUUCAAAGGCAGUAUACAUCGCUCCCCUAAAAGCCCUGGUACGUGAAAGGAUGGAUGAUUGGAAAGUCAGAAUAGAAGAAAAGCUUGGUAAAAAAGUUAUUGAACUAACGGGGGACGUGACUCCGGAUGUGAAAUCCAUUGCCAAAGCUGACCUUAUUGUCACCACACCAGAAAAAUGGGAUGGAGUGAGCAGAAGCUGGCAGAAUAGGAACUAUGUAAAGGAAGUCGCCAUUCUCAUCAUAGAUGAGAUCCAUCUGCUCGGGGAGGAGAGAGGCCCUGUUCUAGAAGUCAUUGUAUCCCGAACAAAUUUCAUCUCAUCACACACAGAGAAACCUGUUAGAAUAGUCGGGCUCUCUACUGCAUUAGCUAAUGCCAGAGACCUGGCCGACUGGCUCAAUAUCCGUCAGAUGGGCUUGUUCAACUUCCGACCAUCUGUGCGUCCAGUUCCUCUAGAAGUUCACAUUCAAGGCUUCCCUGGUCAACAUUACUGUCCCCGUAUGGCCAGUAUGAAUAAGCCUACGUUUCAGGCUAUUAGAAGCCAUUCUCCAGCCAAACCUGUUUUGAUAUUUGUCUCAUCUAGACGUCAGACUCGCCUUACUGCUUUGGAACUGAUAGCCUUUCUAGCCACUGAAGAAGACCCCAAACAGUGGUUGAGUAUGGAUGAGAGAGAGAUGGACAACAUCAUUGCGACUCUAAGAGAUUCCAACCUGAAGCUGACACUGGCCUUUGGCAUAGGCAUGCACCACGCCGGGCUGCAUGAGAGGGACCGGAAGACAGUAGAGGAGCUGUUUGUGCACUGCAAAGUGCAGGUCCUUAUUGCUACAAGUACAUUAGCCUGGGGCGUAAACUUUCCAGCUCAUUUAGUAAUUAUUAAAGGGACAGAAUAUUACGAUGGAAAAACAAGACGCUAUGUGGAUUUUCCCAUUACAGACGUGCUCCAGAUGAUGGGUCGUGCCGGGAGGCCUCAGUUUGAUGACCAAGGCAAAGCUGUCAUUCUGGUUCAUGACAUAAAGAAAGAUUUUUACAAAAAAUUUCUUUAUGAACCUUUUCCAGUAGAAUCAAGCCUAUUAGGCGUGCUAGCUGACCACCUGAACGCAGAGAUCGCCGGCGGCACAGUAACGUCUAAGCAAGAUGCAAUGGACUAUAUCACCUGGACUUACUUUUUCCGACGUCUUAUCAUGAACCCCAGCUACUACAAUCUGAGUGACGUGAGCCAUGACUCUGUGAACAAGUUUCUUUCCAAUCUGGUGGAGAAGUCCCUGGUUGAAUUGGAGCAUUCCUAUUGUAUUGAAAUUGGAGAGGAUAAUCGGAGCAUCGAAUCCCUAACGUACGGCCGGAUUGCCUCUUACUACUAUUUGAAGCACCAGACGGUUAAGAUGUUCAAGGAGCGUCUGAAACCUGAAUGCAGUACUGAAGAAUUGCUUUCAAUUCUGAGCGAUGCAGAAGAAUACACAGACUUGCCCGUCAGACACAAUGAAGACCAUAUGAAUAGUGAACUUGCCAAGUGCCUUCCGCUUGAAUCAAAUCCUCAUUCGUUUGACAGCCCUCACACCAAAGCGCACCUCCUCCUGCAGGCGCAUCUCAGCCGCAACAUGCUGCCCUGCCCGGAUUAUGACGCUGACACCAAGACGGUUCUGGACCAAGCUCUCAGAGUAUGUCAGGCGAUGCUCGAUGUGACAGCAAACCAAGGCUGGCUGGUGACUGCCCUGAAUAUCACCAACCUGGUUCAGAUGGUGAUCCAGGGUCGCUGGGUAAAAGAUUGUUGCCUUCUUACAAUCCCAAACAUAGAACAGCAUCAUCUUUACAUUUUCAGGAAAUGGAGUCCUGGUGGAAAGGGCCCACAUUCUGGGGGUCACAGCCCCAUUGAGUGCCUUCCUGAACUCAUCCACGCCUGUGGAGGGAAAAACCACGUAUUCAGCUCCAUGAUGGAAAAUGAGCUGCCGGAUGCAAAAGUGAAGCAGGCGUGGAAUUUCAUCUCCCGUUUGCCAGUGAUCGACGUCAGCUUACGUGUUAAAGGCUGCUGGGAGGACUCAGGCGAAGGGCAUAAGGAACUCUCUAUCCCGACUCUGACUUCAGACAAGCGGAAUGACAACAGAUGGCUCCAACUGUGCGCGGACCAAGAGUAUGUGCUUCAAGUCAGCCUGCACAGAGUCCACGCUGGGCUCCACAAGGGAAAGCCGGACAGCCAUGCAGUGGCACCUCGAUUUCCCAAAUCGAAAGAUGAAGGGUGGUUUUUGAUACUAGGAGAAGUGGAUAAGAGGGAACUCAUCGCCCUGAAAAGAGUAGGAUAUGUCCGAAGUCAGCAAGUGGUUUCCAUCUCUUUUUAUACCCCAGAAGUGCCUGGCAGGUACAUCUACACACUGUAUCUCAUGAGUGACUGCUACCUUGGCCUGGACCAGCAGUAUGACAUCCACCUCAACGUCACAUCAGCAAGCAAGGCUACACACGUCGGCGAGUAGACCUGCCACAUUUCCACGGGCUGGACAGUGUAGUAGCCUGCCCUCAAGAAGCUAUUGGAAAGAAGUGCUUAAUGAAUCGGACUGCUCAGUCACUGAGACAAAGGCAAAUUACUUGCUGUCUGCCACGGUGGAAUCAGACUCUUAACAGCCUCGGGUCACCUAGAAGGCUGAGUCCAGCAGCACAGAGUCAGCUGUAGGGGUCUCCACAAAUGCUGUCUUCUCACAAGGUUGUCUUCUUGGGUUUCUUGAUAUAUGCAGUGAAAAAGCACAUAGGAGGAUCUUGUGAUUUGUUUGUUUGGAGACACUGUCUAAACAUGACCACCAAGUCCACAGCUGACAUUUUACUGUUUACAGGGAAGCUACACUGAGGCGGGGCAGUGGUAGAAUGUGUGGGACCAGAUUCCUGUCUCUGCAGCGCCUCUUACAUGAAAUAAACCUGCAAGGUGAUUCACAGUGUGUCUUGUUAAUUGCUUUAUACUUUGAUCACACGUAGAAGUAAUUUCCAAAGUAAUUUCUUAUAGUCAUAAAUGCUAUUAAUAUAUGAUGUCCAAUAAUGGCAAAAUAAAAAACAAACCAAUUACAGUCUUAGCAAAUGUAAAUAUUGUAAACCGGUGAAAAUAAAAUAUUUUGAAUGCCA